This is a messenger RNA of Entamoeba histolytica HM-1:IMSS, 2448 nucleotides long. RefSeq lists its product as uncharacterized. Bases 1 to 2448 code for a protein of 815 amino acids. Gene Ontology annotation, molecular function: GTP binding. Lineage: Eukaryota; Evosea; Mastigamoebida; Endamoebidae. The transcript has a single exon. The record is from RefSeq and is a predicted model, not a curated record.
AUGUCAAGAGUAAUAGUAAGAUUUAUCUUGAAUGGACAAUGCAUUGCAAAUAAACCACUAAAUUCACAAGACAAUCUGAAAAUCGCAAGAGAGAAAAUAAAAGGAAAGAUGCUUGACUCACAACACUUUUUAACAAAAGAUGGAGAUUUAAUUGAUGUAAACGAUGAAGAGAGUUAUACUAUAGGAGAUGUAAUUGAUGAGAAAAGAAUAAUAAAUAUUAAAGGAACAGAAGUUAAAAUAGGAAUAAGAAUAAAGAUAAAUGAUAAAGUACUUACCACUAUUGAAAUAGACAAUAAAACAACGAUAAACAUUAUUAGAACAUUAGUUCAAAAUAUACCAGAAUCAGCACAUUUCUACACACUUGACAAUGACAAAAUUGAACGAGAUGAAGAAGAAGAAUUUACUGUAGAAGAUAUAAUAAAUAAUGAAGAAAUUAAUCUUAAAGAAGAAAAAGAAAAUAUACCAGAAAUAAAUGAUAUAACAAUUGGAAUAUGUUUGAAUGGGAAACCACUGAUAAAAAAACAAUUCAACAAGACUAAUUCUCUUUCAGAUGUUAGAAAAGAAAUUGAAAAUGUAAAACAAAUUCCAAAAGACUUUGUGUUUGAAGAUCUAGAAGGAUUUAAAAUACCAAUUGAUGAUGAACAAUCAUUAAAAUUAACAUCUAUUUUGUAUAACAAUAAGAUCAAUAUAACAACAGAAGUUACAGGUGUGUCUGAACCAAGUACUACCACAUCUCUUCUAGGUUCACCAAAUAAUAGUACGAUACCUGGCAAUUCUUUAACUAAUAGUAUCACUUCUGAUAUUUCACUGAGUAAUAACACAUGCAUAUUUGAACCAAAUAUUCCAAUUGAAGGAAGUAUAAGAUUGAAAAGUCAUGAAGAAGGAAUGUUGAAAAUAUAUUUAUAUCCAAAUGAACCAUUUAAUCAAAAAGAUGAGAGUGAUGCUAUUGCUAUUCUAGUUGUUGGUCAAACAGGAAGUGGAAAAACUACAUUAUUGAAUAGUUUUGUAAAUGCAUUAUAUGGAAUAAAAAUAACAGACGACUUUAGAUAUAUAAUUAUAAAUGAAGAUAAUUUAAAACAGAAUAAGGAUCAAUCUAUAAGUCAAACAAGUCAAGUAACAAUUUAUAAUAUUAAAAGAACAAAAAGAACACCACCAAUCAAAAUAAUAGAUACACCAGGAUUUGGAGAUACAAGAGGAAUUACAUGGGAUAUAGAAAUUACUAAACAAAUAAAAGAGGCAUUUGAAACAAAAGUAUUAGAUUUAAAUGCUAUUUGUUUUGUUGCACCAUCAAGUAACGUAAGACUAACAGCGAGUCAAAAAUAUAUAUUCGGGAAUAUUAUUGAUUUAUUUGGGAAAGAUGUGAAAAAGAAUUUUAUUGCGAUGCUUACAUUUUGUGAUGGUAAAAAACCACAAGUUAUAAAUGCAUUACAAUCAAAAGAAUGCAUUUUCAGUACAAUUAUUCCAGAAAUAGAUAACCCGUGGUAUUUAAAAUUUAAUAAUUCAGCUAUUUAUGAUGAUAAUACAGAAGAUGAAUUUACACAAAUGUUUUGGAAAUUAGGUAUGAAGAACUUUGAUGACUUUAUAACAAAAUUACUAAACCUACCAAGAAUAUCAUUAGAGAAAUCUAGAGAAGUGUUGAAGAGAAGAGAACGUAUUAAAGUUCAGCUUGAAGGAUUAAGAACAUCAUUAAACAAUGGUUUAUCAAAAUUGGAUGAAAUAAAACAGAUAUAUGAACAAUUCUAUUUAAAUCGGGAUAAAGUUAAAAAUAAUGAAAAUUUUACUUUUACUGUAAACAUAACGGUACAAAAAAAGAUUGACUUAGAACGAGGAGAAUAUGUAACUAAUUGUUUAAAAUGUAAUAAAACGUGUCAUUAUCCAUGUGGGAUUGCAGGAGAUGUGAAAGAUGGAUGUGCUUGCAUUGAUAAUGAUUAUUGUAAUGUAUGUGGUUGUCAUUAUACACGACAUGCAAACUCGAAAUAUAGAUUUGAUUAUGUAAUUGAGAAAGAACAACAAACAGCACAAGAAGUACUUGAGAGAUAUAAUGAAGGUAAAAAAGGAAUGGCUAGUGCAGAAAGUAUGUUAAAAAAGUUAGAAGAAGAUUAUUACAAAAUUCAGAUGGAAUGUUAUGAUAAAGAAGUAGAAAUUGUAGAAUGUAUUAACACAUUAUCUGCAAUAGCAUUAAAUGAUAAAAUUACAGGGUCAAAUGAAUAUUUAGACAUAAUGAUUCAAUCAGAAAAUGAUGAAAAGAAAACGGGGUAUAAAGUACGAAUUGAAGGAUAUAAACAACUUAAACAAGCAAAUGAUAUAAUAGAAGGUAUUAUGAAAAAAUCAACAACAAAAAAGAGUAAGGAUGAGAUUAAGGCUGAGCUUAAAAGAAGAAAGACAGAUUUAGUUAAUGGACAAAAAAUAACAUUAGAUAAAAAUUGUGAAGGUUGUGUUAUUUGCUAA